UCCAACUGCCAGUCCCAAAACUCAUACUGUCAAUAUGAAGUUGUUUCUUAUUUGCUUAAUAUUGCUCUCAAGUUUAUCAGGAGGUCACUGUGAUGUACAACUUGCCCAGUCAGAGUCAGUGGUGAUAAAGCCGGGAGGGUCUCACAAACUGUCCUGCACAGCCUCUGGCUUCACAUUCAGUGAUUAUUAUAUGAACUGGGUUAGACAGGCUCCUGGGAAAGGAUUACAGUGGGUGUCUCGUAUUAGCGAUGGUGGGGGUAGCACAGUCUAUGCUGAUUCAGUUAAAGGAAGAUUUACCAUCUCCAGAGACAAUAAUAACAACAAGUUAUAUCUGCAAAUGAACAAUCUACAAACUGAAGACACUGCUGUGUAUUACUGUGCUACAGAAGGGGGGAACGACUUUGCUUACUGGGGACAAGGAACUAUGGUCACCGUCACUUCAGUUACAGCAUCGGCACCCUCAGUCUUUCCUCUUAUUCCCUGCUGCGACAAUGUUGAUUUCAAUGACUCAGUGACAAUGGGCUGCUUAGUGACUGGCUACAUGGCAGAUCCAUUAGACAUUCAAUGGAAUGAUGGUAGCAUUACAACUGGUAUCAAGACAAUGAGACCUGUGCUCAGCGAUGUUGAUGGACUUUACACCCUCAGCAGCCAGCUUACUAUCUUAGCCUCAGAAUGGAAGAACAGCACAUACAAAUGCAAAGUAGUACACAAUUAUACCAACACAAAGCAGGAGAAGUCUUUAAAAGUGUUACCCUGUAUGGCGCCUCAUGUCCAGCUAUUUCUGCAGUCACCAUGCAUGAGCGAUGCGAUUUCCAGAGCACAGCAUGAAAACAUUAAUGCUACACUGGAUCUUCUGUGUAUAAUUAAUAACUUCUACCACGGACAAAUCAAAGUUAAGUGGCUGGUAAAUGGAAAGCAAGAUGUAAGUGCAGAAGCAUCAGUGCCAACCCCUUCAAAGACAGAGGAUGGUACCUACAGUUCCAGCAGCCAACUGCGUAUUCUCAAAGGGAUGUGGAACAAGGGCACCCAGUACUCCUGUAUUGUCACGCAUACUUCCUCUAACACAACUACCAUAGCAAAUAUCAGCCAGUGCACCGAACAGUGCCAUGACAACCUACAAGUGUAUCCUCUCACACCUACAUUUCAUGACCUCUACUUCAGUCGGAAUGCGAAGGUUACCUGCUUGGUGAGCAGCAUGAAAACCAUAGAAAACUUUGACAUCUCUUGGGAAAGAGAAAAAGCAGGAAAUCUAGAGUUUGUCACUGAGGAUCCUGUACUCCAUGACAAUGGGACCUAUAGUGUUGCCAGUAUCCUGAGUGUUUGUGCUGAGGACUGGGAAAGUGGGGACAAGUUCUCAUGCACUGUAAGAAGCCAAGAUUUGCCAUCACCGGUUAAGAAAACAAUCUUUAAGCAGAAUGAAGGAACUCCAAAAGCUCCAGAUGUCUAUUUACUUCCACCAUCCGCUCAAGAACUAAUCCAGCAAGAGAUGGUUACACUUACCUGUUUUGUCACUGGCUUUAACCCCAAGGAGAUCUUCAUACAAUGGAUGCAAGGAGGUGUUAGCAUUAGCGAAGACAAAUUCAUUAAUACUGUUCCUAUGAAGAGUGAUGGCGAGCAAACAUACUUUAUAUAUAGCAAGCUGGCCAUCCCAGCAGCCAAAUGGAAUCAAGGAGAUGUAUUCACCUGUGUUGUUGGACAUGAAGCUCUACCCCUGUACAUCACACAGCAAAGCAUUGAUAAAUCAAGCGGUAAAUCAAGUCUUGUCAAUGUUAACCUUGUCAUGUCUUAAACAGAUACUUGUUAUUAAUCUCUCCAGAUUUCUGAUUGUUUUAAGGAAAGUUGUCCCAUGUUGUGUUUGUUGUCUUGUUUCAUGUAACCCACGUUAAGCAACAAUAAAAUGUUUUGUCCAAAGACA
Xenopus laevis (African clawed frog) is the source of this 1915-nucleotide messenger RNA. RefSeq lists its product as uncharacterized. Lineage: Eukaryota; Metazoa; Chordata; Amphibia; Anura; Pipidae. The record is from RefSeq and is marked provisional.